AUGUCUGUGAGCCCCGUCAGCGCCCCCGGAGACGCCCGGAAACGCCGCGAGCAGUUUCACGAAGCCGACGCCGUCGUCGUCGGCGCGGGUGUCUUUGGAUGCGCCAUUGCCUUUGCCCUCGCCAGCCAGGGUCGCUCAGUCCUGCUGCUCGAGCGGCGGCUGGCCGAGCCCGAUCGCAUCGUCGGAGAGCUGCUGCAGCCCGGCGGUAUCGCCGCCCUGAAGCAGUUGGGUCUGGGACACUGCGUCGAGGGCAUCGAUGCCAUCCCCUGCAAGGGCUACAAUGUCAUCUUCAACCACAUCCCCUCGCUGAUCCCGUACCCGACCAUCGACGACAGCGGCAACGUCAUAUACGCCUGGGGCGGGUCGGGAAAGGAGGGAAAACGACCCGAGGGCAGAUCGUUCCACCACGGAAAGUUCAUCACCAAGCUGCGAGAGUCUUGUCUCGCCCACGAGAACAUAACCGUCGUCGAGACCGAGGUCGUCCGGACCCUUCGCGGCGAAUGUACGGACCAGGUUCUGGGCGUCGAGUCGCGGACCGAGAAUCACGAGACGGGCGACAAGAAGUCCGACUACUUCUUUGGUCAGCUGACCGUCAUCGCCGACGGCUACAACUCCAAAUUCCGCAAGGAUGCCAUUGGGGACAAAAAGGCCACCGUCAAGAGCAAGUUCUACGCCCUCGAACUGAUCGAUACCGUGCUGCCCCAGGAAAACUACGGCCACGUCAUCAUCGGAAAAGACACGUUCCCCACGCUGCUGUACCAAAUCGGCACGCACGAGACCCGUGCCCUCUUUGACGUCCCCAUGGGCAUUCCGGAGGCCUCGCCCGCGGCUGGCGGCGUGCGCGGCUACAUCAAGAACGUGGCCAUUCCUGCCCUCCCGCCUUCUGUCCAGCCUGCUGCCCUCGCGGCUCUCGAAGAAGGCGGCAACAUCCCGCGCAGCAUGCCCAACAGCUGGCUGCCACCGACGAGGCAGACUGCCAAGGGACUCCUGCUCCUCGGCGACGCAUUCAACAUGCGCCACCCCCUUACCGGCGGCGGCAUGACUGUCGCCUUCAGCGACGCCCUCCUUCUCUCGCAGCUUCUCGACCCGGCAAGGGUUCCCAAUUUCGAAGACUCCAAAGCCAUCAGCGCCGCCGUCAACGUCUUCUACUGGCGCCGCAAAAACGUCACGUCCAGCAUCAACGUCCUCGCCCAAGCCCUGUACACGCUCUUCGCCGCCAACGACCGCCAGCUGCAGGCCCUCCAGCUAGGCUGCUUCGAGUACUUCCAGCGCGGCAUGACGGACGGGCCGUGUGGUCUCCUCGCCGGCAUUAUCCAGCGCCCCGCCGUCCUGGCAUAUCACUUCUUCUCCGUCGCCUUCCUGUCCCUGUGGCUGAACGCCCUCGCCAUUUGCGCCGGGCCCUUUGGUGUCUUCAAGGCUCCCCUGGCACUGAUAGACGCAGUUCUUAUCCUUUGGAAGGCCAGCUGCGUCUUUUUGCCGCUAAUAUGGCGCGAGGGCUUCCAGUAA
This is a messenger RNA of Metarhizium album ARSEF 1941, 1506 nucleotides long. RefSeq names its product squalene epoxidase. NCBI's taxonomy places the organism in Eukaryota, Fungi, Ascomycota, Sordariomycetes, Hypocreales, Clavicipitaceae. Gene Ontology annotation, biological process: ergosterol biosynthetic process. Gene Ontology annotation, cellular component: membrane; endoplasmic reticulum. Gene Ontology annotation, molecular function: flavin adenine dinucleotide binding; squalene monooxygenase activity. The transcript has a single exon. Bases 1 to 1506 code for a protein of 501 amino acids. The record is from RefSeq and is a predicted model, not a curated record.